Messenger RNA from Argentina anserina (silverweed cinquefoil), 1176 nucleotides. RefSeq names its product F-box/kelch-repeat protein At1g15670-like. Lineage: Eukaryota; Viridiplantae; Streptophyta; Magnoliopsida; Rosales; Rosaceae. Gene Ontology annotation, biological process: negative regulation of cytokinin-activated signaling pathway; regulation of phenylpropanoid metabolic process. The coding region runs from base 56 to 1057 and encodes 333 amino acids. The transcript has a single exon. The record is from RefSeq and is a predicted model, not a curated record. Gene Ontology annotation, molecular function: protein binding.
CACCAAAUCUACAUAUCAAAAUACAAAACAGAAAAAAUAUCCUAAUCCCGCAAAAAUGGAAUUGACCGAGCUGAUACCCGGUUUGCCCGAAGAAAUCGCGUACGAGUGUCUGACUCGGCUGCACUACUCGGCCCACGGAGUCGCCUCCCGAGUCUGCCGCCGCUGGGAGCACCUCAUCAAAAGCAGAGACUUCUACAACUACAGAAAGCAAUCCGGCCUCACCCACAAGGCCGCUUCUCUAAUCCAAGCGCUUCCGGUCCGACCCGGGUCGAAGCAGGCCGGGCCCGUCGUCUACGGAAUCUCCGUUUUCGACCCGGAGAGCGGGGAAUGGGCCCGGGUCGACCCGGUUCCGAAGUACCCGGAGGGGCUGCCGCUGUUCUGUCAGGUGACAAGCUCGGAGGGGAAGCUGGUGGUGAUGGGCGGGUGGGACCCGGCGAGUUACCACCCGGUGAGGGACGUGUUCGUCUACGAGUUCACGACGCAGCGGUGGAGCAGAGGGAGGGAGAUGCCGGAGGUCCGGUCGUUCUUUGCCGCCGGGGAGAUGGACGGCCGGUUGUACGUCUCCGGCGGGCACGACGAGAGCAAGAACGCGCUGAGGUCGGCGAGGGUUUAUGACGUCAGGGCUGACGAGUUGAGUGGGAUGAGUGAGGAGCGAGACGAGUGUGAGGGGAUUGUAAACGGGUCGUUGUUUUGGGUGGUGAGCGGGUACGGUACGGAGAGUCAGGGGGAGUUUGUGGGGAGCGCGGAGGUUUAUGAGAUCGGGUCGGGUCGGUGGAGGCGGGUCGAGGACGCGUGGAGGGCGGGGGAGUGUCCGAGGUCGAGCGUGGGGAUUGGGAAGGAUGGGAGGUUGUUUAGUUGGGGGGAGAGGGAUUCGGCGGUGAGAUGUGGGCCGUGCGGGGUGGAAUUGGGUAAGUGGGCCUUUGUGUCCGGGUCGGGUUACCAAGGUGAACCGCAUGGGUUUUUUUUGCGGGAAGGGGAAAAUGGGAAGCUGAGGAAGGUGGAUGUGUGUGAGGACUUCUCUGGGUUCGUUCAGUCCGGUUGUUUUGUGGAGAUAUGAGUGUUGGCUUCGCCUUUUAGAAGCACUUUCCUUGUUGCAAUAGGAAGAGCUGUGUAAAAGCAUUGAAGUAUUUUAACAUCAUGUAAAAUAUGUUACCAAUCUGAUUCCAUUUUUGGCAA